UAUAUAUACACUAACACCAUUGCCAUCACCAAAACAUGUUCACUUAACAUCUUGCUUUACCUCAUUCUUUCAAAUCACAAUGCAUUUCACCUUCCCUUCACUUCCUCUUCUUUCCAUUCUCCUCUUCCUUCUCCCAUCUCCAAUCCAAUCUCAAAUGUGCCAAAGAAGCUGUGGAAAACAACCUCUCAAGUAUCCAUUCGGAGGCGGCCCGGGUUGCGGCGACCCUCGAUUCCAACCACACAUAUCUUGCAACCAACAAAAACUCACUUUCACAACACACACUGGCUCUUACCUUAUAACUUCAAUUGACUACACAAAUCAAAUCAUACACAUUUCAGAUUCAUCCAUGUCAACAUGUUCUUGUACUUUACCUAGCAAAGGAUUCGGCUUAGAUUGGAACGCCCCGUUCGCUUUCGAUGAUAGUACUAUAUUCGCUUUAGUAGAUUGUUCGACGAACUCAUCUUCAAUAUGCAAAUCAAGAAGUUAUGAUGAUGGAAACAAUUCUAAGCUUCAAUGUGAUCAAAGUACACAAAUUUGUGAUGUUCUUUAUUCUUGCAGGCCUAUUAGUACUAAUAUUAACCUUCCAAUUUCAACAUGUUGUGUUUAUGCACCUGUUAAUCUUGGCCCUUCAUUUGAAAUGGAUCUUAUGAAACUGCAAUGUGAUUCAUAUACUGGUUUUUAUAACUACAAUGAUCAAGAAAUUGAUCCUGAAAAGUGGAACUAUGGAAUAGCAUUGAAGUAUAAGUUUAGUGUCACAGAUGAUUAUCCUAGCUCAUGUGAAGCAUGUGAAAGGAGUUAUGGAUUUUGUGGUUAUAGUGAAGCUUAUAAUUCAUUUUUAUGCAACUGUCCUAAUGGAAUUAACACUACAACAGAUUGUUUCUUCACAUCAUCUUAUAGUAAUGGUUAUAGAAAUGGGGUUACUUGGUUGAUCUAUGUUGUGGCAUGGUUUUUGGUUAGCCUCAUCGUGUAAGUUAUGGAUUGUACUUAAUUGAAGCUUAUGAUCACCCAAGUUUAUGUGUGACUUAUUGGUUAAAAGAAUUAGGCCAUUCAUUUCUUGUGUACUAUGGUUAAAGAUGUGUGCACAUGCAACUUGUAGUUGACUCAUUUGAAUCUUCUCUGUUCAUCAUGUUACUGAAUUCAGUUACUUUUCUACUAACUUAUAGCUAAUAAUUUUUGGUGGCUUAUAACUUCAUGACCAAAAUA
Molecule: messenger RNA, 1203 nt
Organism: Cicer arietinum (chickpea)
Lineage: Eukaryota; Viridiplantae; Streptophyta; Magnoliopsida; Fabales; Fabaceae
Molecular function (GO): polysaccharide binding
Source: RefSeq, a predicted model, not a curated record